Molecule: messenger RNA, 6723 nt
Organism: Aegilops tauschii subsp. strangulata
Lineage: Eukaryota; Viridiplantae; Streptophyta; Magnoliopsida; Poales; Poaceae
Source: RefSeq, a predicted model, not a curated record
UAUCUAUUUAUUUCCUGUUUUCAUAAAACAAGAGGCACGCCCGCGAUCUUUUACUUGUACGCAUUAGGAAAUCAGUUUUGCUACGUCUCAGUCGACUUAAACUUCGUUAUGUCUCAGUCGAUAUUAUAUUCCAUUGAUCUUGCAUUAAGAUUCGUACAAAAAUUUCUUUUUAGUUUUUUCUUUUUCUUCUCAUAUACUAUAUCACUUGAGUGAGACUUGGUUAAGUCUCAGUCGACUGAGACCUAGACACACCCUUAAAAAAUACCCUCCCUAAAAAGGGGAGCCUCGUGUUUUUUUUUUGGCGAAACAGUUCGACCCACCCGUUAUUGUUCGACCUCCUCAGCCCCUGACCUUUUUCAGCCCCACUUCCACCUGCGGUUUUAUACAUACAGAAAAAGAAAAGAAAAGAAAAAAGCGGAACAGCCCUGCCCACGGCACACACACCUCACGAUCCCCAACUGUCGCCCGGCGAGCGCACAUGUCAUUCCUUCUCAGGUUUCUCCCCUCGUGCGACCCUCCAGUCCUCCCACGCGACACACCCAUGAUCUGCUAGGGCCAAUAAAAUUGCUCCUCCAUCACUGCCUGCGGGCGCGCUCCCGCUGCCAAUCCGCCAUCGGAACUAGCCCUCCCUAUCCGUACUGCUGCUGCCAGAUGAUAUUGCCUCGUUCCUCUCAUGCUCGUUCAUCAUGUUGGCCACCGUGUGCAUCGGGUCGCCAUGGUGUUCCACCAUGAGGAGCACGUUACUGGCGCUGAAACGGGCGGGGAAGAGGCGGAUGCGUGGCGGUUUGCGGCUAUAGUCGCGCUGGCCAUCGCGAUCUACCUCCUGCGCUGGCUUCCGAACUCACCGGCAUCAUGGCGGCGGCGAGGUCGUUUGGAACCUCUUUAGUCAUCAUGCUCCUGGUGCUCACCGUGGCCCCGUCGCGGUGACCUGCUAGUCCUGGAUGACGCCCCGCAAGGUAGCGAAACCUGAUGCGAAGGAGGCAUCGGCAGGGACAACCGCCCUGCUUCUCCUCACAUCGCAUCCAAGAUAUCGAGAACCUUAGCGUGUUUCAGGUAGUUGUUCUUAAGGUGACAUCUCUGCUACUCUAACGGUGUUCUUCAUGGUAAAAUCUGCAGGUUCAUUAGGCCAUAUAGUUACUUUAUACGAAUGGUGCCAGAACUGGCGCGUGAUGAUGUUUGGGCAAGGGUUGUGAGAGGGAUGAGGUCUAGAGAGGGUUUAAGGAUAAUAGAACCCACUUGGAAGAAAAUCAAAAGUAAUUCCAAGUGGUAAUUAAAUCCAAAAGAAUUGACUGAAAACCUCAAAUGCAAAUUAAAUAUCCAAUAAAAAGAAAAAGGACAAAAUCCAGGGUGUCACAUUCUCCAUCAGUAAUGCGAGUAAAAUGAUCAGUGAAAAAUGUAAGCACACCAAGACUAUAACAAGCAAAUCUGCAGCUGCUGGAAAACUAAUGUUCUUGUCAUCAGAUACUAACUCCUCGAAGGGUCAGAUACUAACUCGCCUGCAUGCAUGUUCCUCGUUACAUCAAAAUAUGAAACAAACUAUCUUUGCCAUUGUUGAAGUAAUAUAACUGCUUACCUAGUACAUUAGCAUGAAUGUAACCAGAAUGCCAUAGACUUGUGGACAAGAAGCAGUGUCAUACAGAAUUGAACUAUAUCGUUGUGCAGUUAUACAAAAUUUAUACAGAAACACGUCCCUGCUCUGUUUCAAAAUUUCAAUUAUGUCAUUUGGCCUUGUUCUCAUGUCUUAAUCCUUCACGUGAAUGGCUACAUUCUGAAAGAAACUAACAACUACAUUUGUAAGUAGUACCGCAAAAUAUAGUUCCUUUCAAACAGACUGGUGCCAAACUACAUUUUAUGAGGCGCAACCCACAACAAUAGAAGAAGGUGAGGCAUAAAAGCAUAUGAAGGGACUAUAUACUUUAAUAAUCAAGAUAUGUUUUAAGUUGAGUUCACCGCUUGCAUCAAGUAAAAAAAACGGUGAUUAUUGAAGAGAAAUUUCAAGUUGAGUACCUGGAGCUAAAGAUAGGGCUACUAUGCUCACACCCAUUCGCCAAUGUAAGGCGUAGAAGGCGGCAAGUCAUGCACUACCUAGAUGGGGAAAUUGAACCUCCAGAGCGUUGUUGAUAAGGAGUCCCGCCUUGGAAACUUAGGCGGCAAGGCGCCCUGGCAGCGCCUUGCAAUUAUUCCCGCUUUAGGCGUUUAGGUGCUCCCCUUAGGUCACCUUACCGUCUUAUAAACGAUGCUCCAUAGUAAUGUUCUGUAGGGCUAGCCAUCAUGCAAAACGAAGGGUUCCAGCCAUACAUCAUUUCAUAUCCUCUGUCGACUAUAAAUGUUGGCAUAAUGUCCCACAUCUCAGGAGGAAGUAGCAUGGUGUUUUUCAUGUCUGAUACCCAAACAUAGCUUAAGGGUAUUUUGGUUUGUUUGUUAAAACAGCAUGUGCUCAACUGCUCGUUUUGUUUUGCCUGCAUCCAGACAUGUUGUGCAUUUUGUCUUCCUCAUGAUUAUUUUCCUGCAACAUCUUGGUUUUGUAUGAGAACCACGUCGUAACUCGUAAGUACUUGAUGUCACUGGUGCCAAAAAUUCACUAGAUUUAACUUUAUAAGUUCUUCUGCCAAUAUGUGUUCACACAUUCAUGAGGAGUAUGAUUGUAAUUUUACGACAAUGACUGUUUUUUUACAAUAAUUCAUUUGUGCCAUUAGGAGAAUCAUAAGGCCAGAUGGAUAAAAAAAACGAUAAGACAAACCAAGGUAGAUGCAGCUUGUUCAUUCUCCCAGAAAUCUUAAUGUAUUCCUGUCAAGAAUGUUUAGCAAUUUCGCUAGGCAAUAUGUAAAAUACCAAGGAUUUUAUGGUACCAAAGCAGAGUACCUAGGAUUCUUUGCAAUUUGGUCAUAAAUAAAGGUAUAACAAUAUUUCAAUGUUCCAUAUAAAGCAGUAAUAUCAAUUUGCUACACAUAUGGUAAGUAAAAUUUAUGCUAAUUGAAUUACAACACUGGUCUAUUUUGAACGUAAGAAUUUUAUAGAAAACAGUUCAGUUCUUACAAGAAUUGGGAAAAAAAAAAUGUCGCCUAAUCAGGUUCUAAGUUGUUCAAGUAAUAAUGCAUGUAUAGUAAGCAUGCUUGAAAUACUAGCUGCGCCAAUACCAUUCUGCUAGUUGAUAUUUAUUGACACUUGAUGAUCGAUUCAGACUGCAAGACAAGUGACUAAAAGGACAACAUCAGCGUCAUGUCACAGAAAGCGCUUUCAAUGGAAACAAGAAUCGAGUCUAAAGCACGAGAUGUUGAAUGUUCCUUUUCCCUUUUUGUAAACUGGAAUUAUUUUUUAAGAUGGCGUUUCUGCAAGGAUGGCUACACUAGAAACCAGAGAAAUGUAGGCUUCGAAGGUUCCUCGUACAUAAGGCUACACAGGUUUUCCACAGAAUGAGAUCGACUUGGACCGCAAGAUGAGUGGACUCAAAGGACAACAUCAGUGUCAUGUCAUGGAAAGUGAUUUCAAUGGAAAGAAGAAUCAAAGUCUUAAGUCUAAAGCACGAAACGUUGAAUGUUUCUUUUCCCUCUUUUGUGGACUGGGAUGUUAUUUCUAAGAUGACCUUUCUGCAAGGAUGGUUACACCAGAAACCAGAGAAAUUUUGGUAGGCUUCAAAGGUUCCUCAUACGACUACACAGGUUUUCCACAGAAUGCGAUUUAAUGAUCGUUUCAGACCGCGAGAUAAGUGGACUGAAAGGACAACAUCAGUCUCAUGUCAUGGAAAGUGGUUUCGAUGGAAAGAAGAAUCAAAGUCUAAAGUCUGAGACACUGAAUGUUUCUUUUUCCUUUUUUUGUAAACUGGGAAUAUUAUUUUUAAGAUAACAUUUCUGCAAGGAUGGCCACAUUAGAAACCAGAUAAAUUUUGGUAGGCUUCAAAGGUUCCUCAUACAUGGUUUCAAACCCUGUGCAAUGAAAGAGUACUACAACUCAAUCAUAGGAAACUACUAGUAUCUCUUAGGCGCGUGGGAAAUACUAGUAGACUGCAUGUCUAUCCAUCUUUUUUCAGACAAUAUCCAUUUGUGUAUCGCUUAUUGUUAAGAGUAUAUACAUGUAAGCGGGUUUAAAGAAAUUAAUUCUCCGUCAAUCCACACUGAUGAAGUGGAACCUAAACAGACACCCGGCACCUAUUACAGGCAGAUCUAAACUAGAGCAAAGUGUGUGUUCUUUAGGUACUCUCUUCAAGAAAUAGAGCAUAUUGUUGUUCCUCGAUCUGAACUCCGAAUACUCAUAUGCCAAGUUCCCUUGAUCCUAAAUAAUAAUCUCCAAAACUAUGCUGUCCUAUAAAGUCUAGACAAACUUUAAAUGCAGUUGCUUACUUUCAGUCCCGUCCACUUCAACGAUUUUACCUGGCAAAAAGACUACAAGUCGUUGAUGGGAAUCCUCUGCCCUUGCUGCAACGGAACAGUGAUGUUUAAAGUAAGCAGAAUCUUCAAACUGGGUAGACCGACCAGUACUAAGGUAGUGUGGCCUUCUUCCCUCUCGGAGCAGAGUGAAAAGUUGAGUGUUGCUGCACUGCACAGACAUAUCCAUGGCCAGGCCAAACAUGAAACCCAUUGUCCUGUUCUUCCUAAAGCUCCUCCUCAUCGGCCUUAGUGCACCACAGCUCAUCGCUGGCGAUGAAACCCAGAAGUUUGUCUAUUCUGGCUUCGCUAGCGCUAACCUCACCCUCGACGGCACAGCCUCAGUCACGCCAAGCGGGCUGCUCGAGCUGACCAAUGGCACGGUCAUGAGCAUGGGUCACGCCUUCCACCCGGCUCCGCUGCGCCUCCGCGACUCGCCCAACGGCACGAUACAGUCCUUCUCCGCCUCCUUCGUGUUCGGCAUCAUCUCCAUCUACGACUUGAGCAGCCAUGGCCUAACCAUGUUGGUCGCACCGAGCAAGGAUUUAUCCAAGGCGAUGCCAGUACAGUACUUGGGCCUCUUCAAUGGCUUGAACAACGGCAACACAACCAACCAUAUCUUUGCUGUUGAGCUCGACACAUGGCAAAACGCUGAGUUUGGCGACAUCGACUACAACCAUGUCGGUGUCGACAUCAACGGCCUCAGCUCCGAGAAGUCCCACACGGCUGGUUUCUUCCAUGACCAGAAUGGCACGUUCGAGAACUUGACUCUUGGUAGCCAAGAGGCGAUGCAGGUCUGGGUGGACUACGACAGAGAGAAGACGCAGAUUGAUGUUACCAUGGCUCCUCUCAACAUGACCACCAAGCCCAAGAGACCAAUAGUGUCCGCCAGGUACAACCUCUCUGCUGUGCUCAAAGAUGUGGCAUACAUCGGCUUCUCAUCUUCAACAGGCACGAUCAAAACACAGCAUUAUGUGCUCGGUUGGAGCUUCGCCAUGAAUGGUCCUGCCCCAGUCAUCAAUCUCUCCAUGCUUCCAAAGCUUCCACGCGAUCAUCCCAAGGGUCGUCGAUCCUGGGUCUUAGACAUAGUUCUGCCGGUAGGAACGGCAGUGGUCCUCCUGUCUUUGGGGGCCAUUGCGUUCCUCCUUGUGCGGAGGCAUUUCAGGUAUGCGGAGGUACGAGACAACUGGGAGGUGGAGUUCGGCCCACACCGUUUCUCAUACAAAGAUUUGUAUCAUGCAACGGGAGGAUUUGAGGACAAAAACCUUUUAGGAGUUGGAGGAUUCGGGAGAGUGUACAAAGGGGUGCUUCAGAAAUCAAGAUUGAAGAUAGCCGUGAAGAGGGUGUCACAUGAUUCCAAGCAAGGCAUGAAGGAGUUCAUUGCAGAAAUCGUCAGCAUAGGCCGCCUUCAAAACCGAAAUCUUGUGCCGUUGCUUGGCUAUUGUCGGCGUAAAGGUGAACUCCUCUUGGUAUAUGAGUACAUGCCCAAUGGAAGCCUUGAUAAGUACCUGCAUGGCAAAGAGGAUAACACAAUAUUGAGUUGGGCUCAACGGUUUCAGGUCAUCAAAGGAAUUGCAUCUGGCUUGCUUUAUCUCCACGAGGAGUGGGAGAAAGUGGUUGUUCAUCGAGACAUCAAGGCAAGCAAUGUGCUCCUUGACAACGAGAUGAAUGGGCGAUUGGGUGAUUUCGGCCUUGCAAGGCUGUAUGACCAUGGCAUCGACCCACAGACUACACAUGUGGUUGGCACCAUAGGCUACCUAGCUCCAGAGCUGGCACGCAGCGGAAAUGCCACUCCUCCUACUGAUGUCUUUGCCUUCGGCAUGUUCGUCCUUGAGGUCGUCUGUGGACAAAGGCCCGUCAAUCAUCAAAACACACAAGACAGCCAGGUCAUGUUGGUCGAUUGGGUGAUCGACAAUGUGCAGAAAGGAUCAUUCGGUGAUGCGGUGGAUGCUAGGCUGAAAGGGAGGUAUGAUGCAGGUGAGGCAUACUUUGCGCUAAAGAUAGGGCUACUAUGCUCACACCCAUUCGCUAACGCAAGGCCUAGCAUGCGGCAAGUCAUGCAAUACCUAGAUGGGGAAACCGAACCUCCAGAGUUAAGCUUCGAGGUGCUGACUUUGAUGCAAAACGAAGGGUUCGAGCCGUACGUCAUUUCAUAUUCUGUGUCAACUACAAGCAUUGGCACAGUAUCCCAACUCUCAGGAGGAAGAUGAGCAUGGUGUUUGUCAUGUAUGAUAUCUGAAUAUAUUUAUGAAAUACAUUAAGGAACAUAUAUAGUAUUGUAAGUGUGAUGAGGCAUCUAUAGGAAGCCUAUAUAUAUACAUAUAUCUUAACCCCUUAAGGAUAUUCAGGGUUAUCUGUAAAA